AUGUUUUUAAAAGUUAGACAGUUCCAGGAUGCGUACGAUCGAAUUUUGAGGUACUCUUCAUCGCACUCAGCGUGUCAAUUGGUGAUAUUUGUAUCGUGUUUGAACAUCGACGCGUUAUGUGCAAGCAAAGUGCUUGCCAAACUGUUUAAAAAGGAGUUGAUUCAAUUACAGUUGGUUCCAGUGUUUGGGUACGCAGAGCUGAAGACAUUUUACCAGAAACUGGACGAUAACAUCAAUAGUGUCAUCUUUAUAGGAUGCGGUGGGAUGAUAGAUAUAGAAGCGUAUCUGGAAAUCGAAGAUCAAGAUGAAGAGCAGGACACUAGAACGGGACGCAAAAUUUACGUGCUGGAUACCCAUCGACCAUGGAAUUUGCAUAAUCUGUUCGGCUCGCGAAUGGUAACCUGUUUUGAUGAUGGAACUGUGGAGGAAACGCUGAAAACACAGCAGGACGCAUAUCUCAAGCUUAUAGAGCUCGAGAACCAGCCCGGUUUGGACGAACAGGAGGGCUCGACCGCUGAAGACUCUGACGACGACGAUGAGGGACAAGACGAUACUGAAAACGACGAGGACGACGAGGACAGAAAAAACGAAGAUGAAGAUGAAGACGAAGGCAACACGGGCUCGUCCAAAAGACGAAAUUCUCGAAGUGGCUCAAAAAGGGAUAGAAAGGCGCGCAAAAAGCUUAUAAAUCAGUAUGAGGACAUCCUAGAAGAAUACUACGCUCAGGGAACGUCCAUUUCAAACUCCCUUUCCGCUCAGGUUUACUCCCUUUUGUCUGCACUUGGUGAAACGAGCAUAGCAUAUCUGUGGCUAACAAUAUUAGGCGUUUCUUCGUUGGAUGCUGCCCAUCCUCAAAUAUACAACCAGAUACUGCCGUUGUUGCAAGACGAAGUCAAACGUCUGUCACCACACGAAUCGUUCAAAACUCCUGAUACCCUAUCGCUGGAGAUUCAGCCCGAUUACUAUCUUUUCAUGUUGAGACAUUCGUCACUGUACGACAGUUUCUUCUAUUCCAACUAUGUGAAUGCCAAACUGUCGCUCUGGAAUGAAAACGGUAAGAAACGGCUACACAAGAUAUUCGCACGUAUGGGGAUUUCACUGUCUACAGCACAAGAAAACUGGCUCUACAUGGAUAACAGAAUUAAAAGAGAGCUAGGCACCAUUUUUGACAAAAAUUUGGAGAGAUACGGGCUUCAAGAGAUUGUACGAGACGGAUUUGUUCGCACAUUCGGCUACCGUGGGGCUAUCAGCGCGAGCGAGUUCGUUGAGUCAAUAACAGCACUUUUGGAGGUCGGUCAAGCUGUAGAUCCUGAGGAUAUUACAAAAGGCAGCGGCCCUGCGGCCGCAGAGGGUCUAGAAGCCGAUGUAGAGGAACUCACUACCCGUCGUGAAAGAAAAUGGGUAAGUAACUUUUGGCUGAGCUGGGAUGCACUGGACGAUGAUAUACAACUAAUGCGUCGCGGUAUCAAGCACGCUCAGUACUUGCAACGCUCAGUUUUCAACACUGGGGUGGCCAUUCUUGAAAAACGUUUAAUCAAAAAUCUGCGAUUGUAUCGACUGUGCGUUUUGCAGCACGGUCCUGACUUGGAUCUGUACAGAAACCCACUUACUUUAAUGCGACUCGGGAACUGGAUUUUGGAGUGUUGCGCUGAAACAGACCAUCGCCAACUGCUGCCGCUGGUGCUUAGCAGUUUAGAUACGUCGACGGACAAUUAUUUGGUUGCAGGAAUGGCACCACGGUACCCCAGAGGCAUGGACAAGCUGGAGGCCCGGAAGCCGCUGUUGAACAACUUCAGCGUUGCGUUCCACCAAAUAGCUGCCGAAACCGGAGCCAAGGUGAGGAUCGACAACUUCGAGAGCUCAAUAAUUGAGGUGCAGCGGGACGAUUUGUCUUCGUUCCUCGAGAAAUUGACCCUCAGCGGCCUGCUGUAA
This is a messenger RNA of Lachancea meyersii CBS 8951, 1932 nucleotides long. Lineage: Eukaryota; Fungi; Ascomycota; Saccharomycetes; Saccharomycetales; Saccharomycetaceae. The record is from the annotation of a GenBank genome assembly.